Molecule: messenger RNA, 1559 nt
Organism: Bradysia coprophila
Lineage: Eukaryota; Metazoa; Arthropoda; Insecta; Diptera; Sciaridae
Product: E3 ubiquitin-protein ligase SIAH1
Biological process (GO): proteasome-mediated ubiquitin-dependent protein catabolic process; multicellular organism development
Cellular component (GO): cytoplasm
Molecular function (GO): ubiquitin conjugating enzyme binding; ubiquitin protein ligase activity
Source: RefSeq, a predicted model, not a curated record
CAGUUCAGUACGAUAUAUUGUUAGCUCGUGUCUAGAUCGCGUUGAAAACGUUUCUAUUUUUUGUGUGUGUGCUUCUCUUGUACAUUAACUUUUAAGUUUUGUUUAAAAAAAAAAGAAUCGAAAAAAAAAACGGAAAAGAAACAAAAGUGUCUUAUUGACGAUUGGACACAAUUUUAAGAUGAAAGUGCAUAAAAUUAGUGGAAUAAUGCAAUAUGCAUGAUGACUGAUAUGGAAAUUACAUAUGAAAUAAAAUGUAAAAUAACUGAAAAUCGAGCGAGAGAGAGAGAGAGAAAAAAAAGUGUUACUACGAAUGUGUUAAGUGCGAAAUAUAGUGUUCGAGUGGUUCUUCUCAUUUUGGAUUCGACGAUAUUAUAUGAAAAAUAAUACAAAAUGGAGAACGGAAAUGUUAGAAAAAACGAUGAUGCCUUAUUAAGACUGUGCUAUGUUAAGGGUGAUGUUGACGGUAUGCUUGGCUUGCACUUGAGUCGAGCACCAUGGGACCCAUAUCCGUGGGUAAGUGGAGUGCAAGCUGGUUCAAGCGCUUCGAUUGCGGGACUUAAAGUCGGCGAUUGUGUACUAGAAGUCAAUGGAGAGAAUGUUUUGGGGCAAAAGAUUGUCGAGGUGGCAGAGAAAAUCAGACAAAAUUGGAAAAACACAGAUGUACAGUACGAAGUCACUUUUUUGCUGUGGAAUUCCAAAUUGGAUGAACAUGAAGUGAAUCCGCAACAUCUUCAAAAGUUUGCCCUGUGUCUUCAAAAUAUCGCCCAGCUCCUCGAAUGUCCAAUCUGUUUGGAGGUAGCAAAACCACCAGCAUGGCAAUGCCAAAACGGUCACGUACUUUGUGAUAACUGUCGUGGUCGAACUUCUCGAUGUCCUAUAUGCAGAGUAACUCUUGGCCCUAAGGGACGAUGUCUUUUAGCUGAGAAAGUUUUUACUUUAUUGGCCGAUUCAUUUCCAUGUGAAAAUGGUCAAAGCAAGUGGAACACGAAACAUUUGGAAAACGAACAUGACAGUCAUCAAACCCACCAGAAGAAUUUACCAAAAAAAUCAUUCACACUUGAGACGGUGAUCACUCAUCCGCACAAGAUGGAUCAAUUCAAAUACAACUGUUUGUCGUGUUCGUCAUCAUGCCCAAAAAUGAAAUCCCAGCACGAACUGUUAAUCCACUUACAGAGAAAUCAUAAAAUAUCGGUCACCCAAUACUAUGCUGCAUUAGGCGAUAAAAUAAACAUAAAAUUUAGUGAUAAGUCCGUUACAUCUAUUGUCAUUUCAAAAAACGAGAAUUUGGAAGUUUUUUGGGUGAUGAAAAUGAGAUUCAGUUCGGGAUAUAGGGGACUUAGGCAUGGAAAAGAUAUAUGCUGGAUAUGGUAUUAUGGUGAUGCGGUCGAGGCAAAUUUAUAUUCGGUUAAACUGGAAUGCAAUAAGGCGAAAUGGAGAGGUGUUGUGAAUUCAUUAGAAAUUUGUGUAAAUGAUAUUAUAAAUUCAUCAAGAUAUGCAGUGUUCGAGUGGCCCGUUGUUGAUUUAAUUGUGGAAAUAAAAUAAAAAAAACUUUUUCAAUU